Rotaria sordida is the source of this 1287-nucleotide messenger RNA. NCBI's taxonomy places the organism in Eukaryota, Metazoa, Rotifera, Eurotatoria, Philodinida, Philodinidae. The record is from the annotation of a GenBank genome assembly.
AUGAUGGCUGAUAACAAUAAUAAUCAACCUCGAACAACAUUUGAAUUACAAUAUUUGAUAGAACAAGAAAAAACUAAACGUGAAGAAGAAAAAACUAAACGUAAACGACUCGAAGAAGAAACUAAACGUGAAAAUAAAAAAAUCGACGAAGAAACUAAACAAACUAAACGUAAAAAUAAGGAAAUCGAAGAAGAAGAAAAAACUAAACGCAUAAAAAUGCAACGUACACAAUCAUCAUUAACGGAUAUAUUAUGGUCAUCUCAUAAAGAUUUUUACGGUUAUGUGGUAGAUGGUAAUCUAUAUAAUUUUGAAAUUGAUUGGGUAUCGUCAAAUGAUAAUGAUUAUUUUAAUGAUAGAAUAAAAAAUUAUAUUAAAGAUUAUUUGAAUGAACUUUCAUCACUUAAAAGAGUCUAUGAAACAGAUCUUCAGAAAAACUUUAACGACUUAAUAGCUAAUUUAUUAAAUGCAUAUGAUGAUUCUACAUUAUUACAAUAUAAAAAUACAGUUGGUUCGUCUUAUUUAGAAUCAAAAUAUUCUCCUGAUUGUACAUUUAUUUUUAAAAAUAUCGAUGUUAGUAAUGAAUGUUUACAAGAUUUUGUUGUUUGUCUUGGUGAAUUAAAAUGUCCGGAUCAGUCUAUGACAGAGACAAAAUGCAUUGGUCAAUUAUUACAAUAUUUACAUAUAAAAUUUUAUUAUGUUGAACGAAGACAAAAUUCUAGUGACUAUAAUUAUUAUCAAAGUAAAAGUUUCCAAAUAUAUGAUUCUUCAUUUGAAAAAUUGCCAAUUAAUAAUAGACAAAAAAUAACAACAAAUGAAAAAUCAAAAAAAAAAUUUCAUUAUUGUGAAGAUACAUGGAAAAUAUUUACAAAAUUUUUAAUAAUGAAUAUGAAUUUUUAUCGAUAUGAAACAUUAAAUAUAGAUCCAUGUGAUAAUCAAUUAAAUAAAUAUUUGAUUACAAAUAGAUUAGGAUAUGGGUUAACAUCAAAAGUAUAUUUAUUAAAUGAUAAAGAAAAUAAUAAUGAAAAUCAACAAACAAAUAAUAAUAAUAAAAGAAAACAAGAAAAUAAUACUAAUGACAUAAAAAGUCAUGUAAUAAAAAUUUCAAAAAACAAUGGAUAUUCAUCAGAAUUUUUAAAUGAAUUAAUGAUAACAAAAAAAUUAAAAGAAAAAGAUAUACAUAAGUUUGAAUCAUUUUUUCAAGAAAUUAUAUAUUCGUCACCAACAGGUAACGAUUUUCUUUAUUAUUUUCUUAAGAUUUUCAAUAGAUUGAAAGAUUAUAAAGAAUAA